This is a messenger RNA of Clonostachys byssicola, 1044 nucleotides long. The record is from the annotation of a GenBank genome assembly. Lineage: Eukaryota; Fungi; Ascomycota; Sordariomycetes; Hypocreales; Bionectriaceae.
AUGGCGCCCACUUUGUCAAAGUCUGGCGGGUCCAGACCGCCAAUUGACAACAAUGAAGAAGAAGAGGAUGACUACAUGAACAUGACAUUCGAGGAUCCCACGCCAGCAAAGGAGACCUCGAUCCAGCGCACCCAACGCCUCAAAAAGGAGUCGCUGGCCCGUGGCAUUAUAAAGUCCAAGGCACAGCUCGCCGAGGAAGAGGCCGCAGCGCGCGAAAAGGCGCUGUCCACCUCUAUGCUGGAUGAUCCGCGGGCGAAGAAGAGCAAAGGUCUGGCGAUGAUGGCCAAGAUGGGCUUCGCUGGCGGCAGUCUGGGGAAGAAGGCCGAGGACGGGCAGAGCCAGGCGCGGACGGAGCCGAUCAAGGUCGAUAUCAAGGGGGACCGCGGAGGCAUUGGUCUCGACGCUGAGAAGAAGAGGAAAUUUCAGGAAGCGCAGGAAGAGAGGGGCACCAAGAGCGUCAAAGUAGACCCCCUGGAGUACAGGGACAGGGUCAGGAAAGAGAGGGAAGAGGCCAGGAUGGAGAAGCAAUUCUACGCUGCCCAGAGACUGGCCGAAACUUUGGACGACGAGCAGUCAACAAAGGACAACGCGGGAACAGACGCCACAGCCUCUGAUUCAACACCUUCACAUAAGGAUAAGGAAACAUCGGUUACGCAUGUACCGAUGGCUAGUCGGCCUCUGAAGGCCAUCCCGGUUCUCUACCGUAGCCUUAUCCGUCACCGCGCAGAGAAAGAACGUGAUCGACGCAUGCGGUAUGACUUGGAACAAUCUCUCUCGCGGCUACCAACGUAUGAGGACGAGGAUGAGGAUGAGGAGGCAAAGAUGGCACUAGGGAAAGGGCGGCAGGAGUACGUCACGAGUGCAGAUUUGGACGAGGAGGAUGCAGAAUUAGAUGAUUUUAACACACUGGAGAUUUCUGAGCGCCUGAGCCGCCUUCUAGACUAUCUCCGCUCACAUCAUAACUAUUGCUUUUGGUGUAAGGCCGCCUAUCCGACCUCCGAGAUGGAAGGCUGCCCAGGGUUGGCAGAAGAGGACCAUGACUAA